Paramecium tetraurelia is the source of this 231-nucleotide messenger RNA. RefSeq lists its product as uncharacterized. The transcript has a single exon. The record is from RefSeq and is a predicted model, not a curated record. NCBI's taxonomy places the organism in Eukaryota, Ciliophora, Oligohymenophorea, Peniculida, Parameciidae.
AUGCGAAGAGUAAACCCUUAUCAAAUCAAAACGUUUGAUAUAGACUAAACCAUUAAAAAAAAAACAAAGUAUCCAUCUAAUCAAUUGAUGAUUUGCAAGAAGAGGAUAGAUAAGGUUAAACUAUCUUUUAAUUUCACAACCUAACAGCCUCAGAAUGUAAUUGAUCCUUAAAUCAAUUAAAUCAUAGAAGAAAACCAGAAAUUAAAAUAGAUAAUUCAUUAACUGUUGUGA